AUGUCCCUGGAGGAAGAUGAACAGGAGGAAAGCAAAGGUUCCAUGGACACCGAGGAGUAUCGGGACACAGUGACCAAACUGCUCGAGGAGUUUGAUACAUUGCAGCGGAAAUCACUUGACUUUGUACAUGCUAUGAACUUUGUUGGACUUACAAAGUCACUUCUUCAGGAGAUGAGACAAAAAGGCUGGGAUGCUUUGGUAAGAGAUGUGGAAUCUUUUUGUGAAAAACAUGAUAUUGAUAUGCCUGAUAUGAAUGCUUGUUAUAAGGAUGGUACAGGUCGUCGUUGCCAACAAAGAGGUUUCAUUACAGUUGAGCAUCAUUACCAUAUGGAUGUAUUCAAUGCCUUGGUUGAUUUUCAGUUGAGUGAGUUGAAUAGAAGAUUCUCAGACCAAGCAUCAGAACUCCUUAUACUUUGUUCAACCUUGGAUCCUCGUGAUAACUUCAGGAAUUUUAAAAUUGAAGAUAUUUGCAAUCUUGCAAAGAAGUUUUAUCCUGAAGAUUUUGAUGAUAGUGAAAUGUUUGCUCUGGAAUUAGAGUGUGCAUAUUAUGAAAAAGAUAUGCGUAGUGAUCCAAAAUUCCAGAAUUUGGAAUCCAUUUCUGAUCUGUGCCGGACCUUGGUUCAAACAAGCAAGUCAGAAUUUUUCCCUAUGCUUCAUAGAUUGAUUUGUCUGAUUUUGACUAUUCCUGUUUCUACGGCAACCACUGAAAGAGCAUAUUCAUCUAUGAACAUUGUUAAGAGUAAACUUAGAAACAAGAUGGAAGAUGAGUUUCUUGGUGAUUGUAUGGUCCUUCACAUUGAGAAAGACUAUGCUGAAUCUAUUACCAAUGAUGAGCAUCAUCAGGAGUUGACAAAAAGGGCUAUCUUUUGUUGUGUCAUUUCUUUCAAAAUAUGCCUUCACCUGGAAACAGAAAAGCUUCUUAAUAACCUUUCCCCUUCUAAAGAAGAAACUCACCCAGCUAAGAUUCCAAAUAAAUACAACAUUAGAAUGGCAUUACAUUGGCUUGUACAAGGAUGCCAACCAGGUGACUCCCUUGUGUUUCACUACUCUGGUCAUGGUUCACGGCAGAGGGCUUAUCAUGAGGAUGAAGUUGAUGGAUAUGAUGAAACCCUUUGUCCCCUUGACUUCGAAACCCAGGGUAUGAUUGUCGAUGAUGAGAUAAAUGCAACAAUUGUUAGGCCCCUUCCACAUGGGGUCAAGCUUCAUGCAAUUAUAGACUCCUGUCAUAGUGGCACUGUACUGGAUUUGCCAUUCCUUUGCAGAAUGGACAGGGGUGGAAAAUAUGUAUGGGAGGAUCAUCGCCCUCGAUCAGGCAUGUGGAAAGGAACAAGUGGUGGAGAAGUUAUAUCUAUCAGUGGUUGUGAUGACGAUCAAACCUCUGCUGAUACAUCAGCUCUAUCCAAGAUCACAUCAACCGGUGCCAUGACUUUGUGCUUCAUCCAAGCAAUCGAGCGUGGACAGGCAGCCACAUAUGGGAGCAUACUCAAUUCUAUGCGUAAUACCAUUCGAAGUACGGGUUCUGGCGGUGGUGGUGGUGGUAGUGCUGUUGCUUCUCUCCUUGGUGGUAGUGGAGGUGCUGUUACAUCGCUUGUCGGCAUGCUUCUAACAGGCGGAAGUGUUGGUGGUGGUGGGCUAAGACAGGAGCCUCAAUUAACUGCCUGUGAGCCGUUCGAUGUGUACACGAAACCUUUCACCCUAUGAUCUUUUAUCUGUCUACACAUAUCAACACUUCCUGUAUUUUAGUCUAUAGAUAUUUGUGAAACAACUUGAUGGGUAAUGAAUAUAUUUAACAUUCUUUUAUGUUUCCUAUUGAUAGGAUACCCUUGUUUGCACUGCUCCUUACCUUUGGUAUAGCUGUCCUCUGUUCCUAAGAUGUUUAUGGUGAAACAGGAUAUGCAUCUGACAUCCCCAGUGUAUGAAAUU
This is a messenger RNA of Rosa rugosa (rugosa rose), 1923 nucleotides long. RefSeq lists its product as uncharacterized. NCBI's taxonomy places the organism in Eukaryota, Viridiplantae, Streptophyta, Magnoliopsida, Rosales, Rosaceae. The transcript has 7 exons. Gene Ontology annotation, molecular function: protein dimerization activity; cysteine-type endopeptidase activity. The coding region runs from base 1 to 1701 and encodes 566 amino acids. Gene Ontology annotation, biological process: proteolysis. The record is from RefSeq and is a predicted model, not a curated record.